Messenger RNA from Quercus robur (English oak), 2877 nucleotides. Its product is annotated as transcription factor TCP2. The record is from RefSeq and is a predicted model, not a curated record. Bases 1144 to 2571 code for a protein of 475 amino acids. Gene Ontology annotation, cellular component: nucleus. Gene Ontology annotation, molecular function: sequence-specific DNA binding; DNA-binding transcription factor activity. Gene Ontology annotation, biological process: regulation of secondary shoot formation. Lineage: Eukaryota; Viridiplantae; Streptophyta; Magnoliopsida; Fagales; Fagaceae. The transcript is spliced from 5 exons.
CGCAGUGUCUGUCCUUUCCCGAUAAGCCCGGUGUGAUUUCCUUUUCCUUUUCCUCUCUUUUUCCUUUUCCUUGCUGGAAUUUGGAAUGGAAGAAGAACAACAACCCCAAUUCCUUCCUACUUCUUCUCUAGCUACUACUAAUUCCCCCUACUCCUACUCCUACUUCCCUCUCACUCUCAUUAGCUUUACCCUACUUUUCUGUUUUUAAAUCCCCCUAUCCCCCCCCUAUACUUCCACUCCCUCAAAUUCCCUCUCAAUUCCCAUUUCCAUCAGAUUUUUCUUUUCCUGUUCCUUUCACUUCCCUCACUCACCAAACAACAAAAACCAACCCUAAUCCUCUCUCUUUCUUAAACCCCCCACUACUACUUUCAUACAUGUAAGUAAGUGCCAAUACCACUCUCUCCAAAUUUCAGCUCUUUUCAACAGCACUGAAUUCACCAUAUGCUAAUUCUUUUUUUCCCACUUUUCCUCUGCAUUACAGAGAAACAAAAAAAAAGCAAGAAAUUCCAACCAGGUUGUGAUUCAAAAGAGCAAGCUUUUUUGAGAGAGAAAGCACAGAUCUAAUAAAGGGUCCUCACUCCUCACUCCUCACUCCUCAGAGCUCAACACCUGUCAAGUUAGUGAUAAUCACUAAUCAGUUAUCAGACUUCUGUAAUCAAUGUUCAAAGCUGAAGAGGCUGAGAGAGUCUGAGACCAAUUCAGUCUUUGCUUUUGAAAGGCGGUCUAGUCUGGUCUUCUUCGUCUGUGUCUGCACCAACAAGAAAAAAAAAAAAAAAGAGCUUUAAAACGAGAGCUAGCACCAAGGCUUCACUGACUUGGACUGUGAUAUAUCAACAGCGUAAAAAAAGGCCUUUUUAUCACUACACAGCCAAAGUACUCUCUGAAUUAUCGUCAUCAAUAUGCAUAGGACACACCAACCCCACCUGCACUAAUCUCAUCACCACACUUCUUCUCUCUCUCUCUAAAAAUAAUUCACACACCCCCUCUCUCUCUCUCUCUCUCUCUCUCUCUCUAGAGGAUAAGAAUACAUAAAAGAGCUCAGAACCCAAAAGGGUCUCUCUCUUUCUCUCUCUCUCUCUCUCUUUGUCUGUGUGUGUGUGGGUAAUUAUAUGAGUUUCUGUUUGAGAAAGGCAUGAAAGUGGCAUGGAGGUGGAUGGGAUUCAGCAGGGACAACCUUGUAAGUUCCCAAGGGUCGGAAAUGGCAGAAACGACUCUACUAAGUUAGCUUCAAAAGGGGUUUCUGAGCACUACCCAGAUGAUGAAGAAGAUGGAGACCAGCUCAAAAGGCUUACCAGUGGCCCAGUUGGAAGUGAAACAGCCGUUGCCAAUGCUAAUACAAACCGCCUUCGCGGCUGGCACCACUCGUCUCGAAUCAUUAGGGUUUCCAGGGCCUCAGGUGGCAAAGAUCGCCACAGCAAAGUUUGGACCUCAAAGGGUUUAAGAGACCGCAGGGUUAGAUUGUCCGUGACCACUGCCAUUCAGUUCUACGACCUCCAAGAUCGACUUGGUUAUGAUCAGCCCAGCAAAGCAGUGGAGUGGCUGAUCAAAGCGGCUGCUGAAGCAAUCUCCGAGCUUCCUUCUUUGAAGAGUCCUUUUCCUGACACCCCAAAGCAAUUGAGCGACGAGAAGCGAGCGAGUGGGGGUACCGAACAAGCCUUUGAUUCAGCUGAUUUGGAGUUAGACGGUGACCCCAAUUUCCAGCAGAAUCAAAGCCAGCAUCUUUCUUUGUCCAAGUCCGGUUGCAGCAGUACUUCUGAGACCAGCAAAGGCUCCGGCUUGUCUCUCUCACGGUCUGAAAUCCGCGUCAAGGCGCGUGAGAGGGCGAGGGAGAGGAAGAAAGAGAAGGAAAACGAGUCCCGGAUUGCUCAGAAUGUGAACCACAUUCCACACAACAGCUCUUCUUUCACUGAGCUUCUAACUGGUGGAAUCAACAGCAAUGCUGCUAAUCACAGUCCUACUGGCUCGGCUCAUCAAAACCCCGGCGGCGGCGGCGAUCAGUCUAAUUUGUUUCACAAGCAGGCGAGGCAGUGGCCUUCCACUCCGAUGGACUACAUCGACGACUCCCGGCUUCUGGGGCUGUCUUCCUCGUCGCGAACCCAUCACUCAUCUGGGUUUCCAGGCCAAAUCCAUUUGGGAAAUUCGCUUUCACCAGCAAUGUCGGGGUUCAAUGUCUCUGGAGACAAUCAUCACCAUCUAGAGCUGCAUCAACACUUCCCUUACAAUGUUCCCGAACAUUUCAUCCCUGUGGGCGCUGCAACGUCGCAGCAGCCCGGUGGGAGUGACACAAACUUCAAUUUCACCAUAUCUCCCGGCCUCGCCGGAUAUAAUAGGGGGACCCUUCAGUCCAAUUCACCGUCUUUUAUGCCUCAUCACCUCCAGAGGUAUCCACCUAUAGACGGACAAAACCUGCCUUUCUUCAUGACUUCGGUGGCUGCACCUGCCGCAGCGGCUCCACCCAUGGAGAAUCAUCACCACCACCAUCAGUUCUCGUCUGGAAUCGACGGCCGCUUGCAACUCUGCUACAGCGAUGGAACCCGGCAUUCUGACCAUAAGGGAAAAGGGAAGAACUGACUUCUUGUAACAGCUACAUUGCUUUUUGGCCCAUCUUCUUCCGGUGGGAAACUUUAAUGCAGGAAAAUGGAGGAGAAGUUGUGGCAAGAUUGGGCAAAUGCAUUGCCUUCCCUGCACUGGUUGAGACAUUAUUUUUAUGAUUCUGAAAUUGCUAGUUUGUCUAUUUAAUCAAAUUUCAAGUCCAGUCACUUGGCUUAUUGCGUUCACAUAUUUGGAUAAAUUUAUCUAGUCCUGCGGAGCAUGUUGUGUUUUGAAGAAUUAUAACUUACAAUUCAAUUGAAGUUAUUUUUUUCCCCUUCUCUUCAA